CAGCCACACAGGCGCGACAGCGCUGAAUAGACGCGAUGUGACACCUGUGACAGUACGCGUCUGGCCACGCCGCCACAAUCGCGCGGGGAGCGCCGCUCUGCAUCUGCUUCGUCUCUACUUCAUUCUGCGGUCCCCAGUAUCUCAACGAUUCCCUGUCUGGCCUGUUCAUUCUCCUCUCACCUGGUUACUGGUUUGAAGGUGGAUAAUGGGGUUCACUGGCUUGGUACGAUGGACCAAUGCCCCCUCGACUGGCGUGGACCUGAUACGUCACAACAUCAUAAUGAAUCAUCAAGGCGUUCUACGGGGAAGGUGGCAGGUUGGACUGAGCUCCUGGCGGUCACGUUUCACAGGAGAAUCGAGCGAUAUGAGGAGUCUUGAACGUCCACUUUACACCGUAACCAUGAAUGAGAACACCUUCGUCAUGCUCGAGGACCCGGCGGCGCCCAACAGAGGCGACUACUUGAGGCUCAAAGUAGCCCAUGAACAGGGACAGCCCCCACAGCCCUUUCUAGCAGUACCUCCUCCCCACUAUCACUAUACCCUUGUCACUGUAAGUCCGCCGGGGGCGCUAGAACAACUCAUGUCCCACCUGGGUGUAGUUGGCAAGCGCUGGGUGCGCACUGGUGGGGAGAAGGGCCAAGGCUCUGGUCACCAUCUGAACAUUGACGGAUAUAUAUUUUCAAUCGGCAAUGACUGGCUCGUCCGCUUUGGCCAUGUUAUGUGGGCGGAGGCGCCGUGAAAGGAUUGCUCAUUGAGGCUGAAUACUUGCCCUUGCCCGACCUGCAUACCGAAGGAGGAGAGGGUCGAUCCGAGCUGCUCUCGGACUUCCUUUCCUCGACCAUCCCCUUGCUCCCAGAUUCGGAGAUCUGGACAGUUGCCGUGAGUGACGAGAUGUGGGCCGAGGUACUCGCUGGGCUGGAUGAGGAUGAUACCGAAGAGGAAGGGGAGAAGAUGGACGAGGACGAGGAGGAUUUGUUCCUCUCGCCUGAUUUUCUCCCAACCCCACGAAAGACCGACUG
Messenger RNA from Fomitopsis serialis, 1019 nucleotides. RefSeq lists its product as uncharacterized. Lineage: Eukaryota; Fungi; Basidiomycota; Agaricomycetes; Polyporales; Fomitopsidaceae. The coding region runs from base 206 to 739 and encodes 177 amino acids. The record is from RefSeq and is a predicted model, not a curated record. The transcript has 5 exons.